UCGCCAAAAGGGCACGCAACCAUUCAUCCGGGAGGUAUACAAUUUCAUAAUCCAACAGGGACAAACAAGAAGAUGCACAAUUUUACUGCUUUAGCAUGCUUGGCUUCCCUCUGCUUAUUCCUUCAAGACACCAAUGCAUUUGUAUGCACAACAACUACAAUAAAGGCGUGUGGCCCAGCUGCGAAGUUGACUGGAGAGGAUAGAAAAUGCAGCGUCUUCAAUACCUGCAUCAAUGGGUUAUGCAACCCGCACGAUAUAGAUUUUGAAAAACAAUUAACCAUCAAUGAUGUCAGAAGGGAAUUGGGAUGCGUAAAUGGUGCCAGUGGAUUGGUGUACAGUACCGUGGCCAUUGUUGUAGGAGUUUGCCUUCAGAGAUUGUUUUAAAAGUCAUCGCUCGACAAGCGUUGUAAUGAACAAAUCUUUAUUUGAAUAUAUUCACAUGAUAUCUAGUUAGUGUCUCAUUAUGUUUAGAGAAACCAAUUACACUAAAUUAUUCUCGAAUGUGCAUUGAUGUAAAAUAUAAUUUUCAUUAUCAAUAACAAGACAUGAAUUACAUGUACAGACACCUUACAUCUACAGACAUCUUCAAUUCAUCAGAUAUCUGUUUGUUAAAUUGUAUCAAUAAAUGUGA
This is a messenger RNA of Ostrea edulis (European flat oyster), 631 nucleotides long. RefSeq lists its product as uncharacterized. NCBI's taxonomy places the organism in Eukaryota, Metazoa, Mollusca, Bivalvia, Ostreida, Ostreidae. The transcript has 5 exons. The record is from RefSeq and is a predicted model, not a curated record. The coding region runs from base 73 to 384 and encodes 103 amino acids.